AUGGCUCUGCAAGAGAUGAGGUGGCUUAACGAUGGAAUAAUCGAGAAUAGAAAUCACACAAUCUUCUAUAGCUGUGAUAAGAAGAGGCAUAUUUUUGGAACGGGUUUUGUUGUGGGCAAACACAUUCGGCAUCUUGUCAUGGAUUUCGUGCCAAAGUCUUCAAGAUUGUGUAAAAUUAGGCUAAGAGGAAAAUUCUUUAAUUACAAUCUUAUAAAUGCCCACGCACCUACAGAAGACAAGGAUGAAGACGAGAAGGAACUUUUCUAUGAGAACCUGUAUUUUUUAUAUAACUCCUGUCCACAAAACGACAUCAAAAUUAUUCUGGGUGACUUAAAUGCUAAAAUUGGAAAGGAAGCUGAGCACAGGCCCACUAUUGGAAAAUACAGCCUGUACGAAACAACAAAUGGCAAUGGACAGAGGCUCAUUCACUUCGCUGCAGAACAUAGCAUGGUCAUAUCCAGCACCUUUUUCCAACACAAGAGAAUUCACCAAACGACCUGGAGAUUACCAGAUGGAGAUACCUUCAACCAGACCGACCAUAUAUUGAUAGACUCUAGACAUAUGACGGACAUACAAAAUAUUAGAACCUAUCGUGGGGCCAACUUUGACUCAGACCAUUACAUGGUAAUGAGUAGGAUCAAGGCCAAACUAUCUAAUGCACGUAAAUGUCAUGGGAAACGUCUUGAGAAAUUUGACUGCGAACAAUUAAAGAUCCCUAGAGUCAGGGAUGACUCUCAGUCACAACUAACUAUGAAGCUUGAUGAAAAAGCAAUCGAAAAUAUUGAUUGCAUAGAUGGAAAGUGGACUUCUUUCAAAGAAGCCCUAUUGGACACAUGUGAUAAUGUAAUAAGCAAAAUAAAAAGAGCUGAGAAAAAGGAUUGGUUUGAUACAGAAUGUCGCAACGCGAACCAAAGAAAAAACGAUGCAUAUAAUAUGAUGUUCAGUAUAAAACAUUCGAGAACAUCUGUAGAGAAAUACAAAACUGCAAGAAGAGAAGAAAAGAAAGUUCAUAGGUUGAAGAAAAAGGUUCUUCACGAAGACCUCUUCAAGGAUGUCGAACAUCUCCGAGGGUCUAAUGAGAGCAGAGCUUUCUUUCGUGACAUUAACUUUGGUCGUCAGGAGUUCAAACCUAGAACUAACCUUUGCAGAAAUAAAGAUGGAGAUAUUUUAAGCAAUAAAACUAACAUUCUUAAUAGGUGGAAUGAACACUUCGACAACCUACUUAAUGUAAAGUGCGUUCAGACAGAGUCCUGCUCACCAAACGUUAACCAAGAGUGUAUUGCUCCUCUUUCAAUGAUUGAGGUUGAAGAAGCAGUUCAAAAACUUAAGAACAACAAGGCUCCUGGCCCAGAUUUGAUAUCACCAGAAUUCAUCAAAAACUCAGGACCAGAUGGGUUAAAGCCAUACAUAAUAUUCUAA
Messenger RNA from Parasteatoda tepidariorum (common house spider), 1419 nucleotides. RefSeq lists its product as uncharacterized. Lineage: Eukaryota; Metazoa; Arthropoda; Arachnida; Araneae; Theridiidae. The record is from RefSeq and is a predicted model, not a curated record.